This is a messenger RNA of Lathyrus oleraceus (garden pea), 798 nucleotides long. RefSeq names its product ATP-dependent Clp protease proteolytic subunit 3, chloroplastic. Gene Ontology annotation, biological process: protein quality control for misfolded or incompletely synthesized proteins. Gene Ontology annotation, molecular function: serine-type endopeptidase activity; ATP-dependent peptidase activity; ATPase binding. Bases 1 to 798 code for a protein of 265 amino acids. The record is from RefSeq and is a predicted model, not a curated record. Lineage: Eukaryota; Viridiplantae; Streptophyta; Magnoliopsida; Fabales; Fabaceae. Gene Ontology annotation, cellular component: endopeptidase Clp complex. The transcript has a single exon.
AUGAAUCAAUGCAUGCAGGAUCAAUAUGAUGCAUACCUGCAAUUGAACUAUGCCUUAAAGCACAUUUGGGCACAAGUCGUGAUUUUCUUUGAACUUGCAAAACACUUCACCAAAAUAGAUGCUCUCGCUAGUCUGACUGCUGACGACACUCUUGACACUACCAACAUGCUUCUCCGUCAAAGAAUUGUCUUUUUGGGUUCUCAGGUGGAUGAUGUGACUGCAGAUUUUGUAAUCAGUCAGCUUUUGUUUUUGGAUGCUGAUGACCCUAAGAAAGACAUCAAGUUGUUUAUAAAUUCACCUGGUGGUUCUGUUACUGCUGGAAUGGGAAUUUAUGAUGCCAUGAAGUUAUGCAACGCAGACGUGUCAACAAUUUGCUUUGGACUUGCAGCAUCCAUGGGUGCAUUUCUCCUUGCUGCAGGAACAAAAGGGAAGAGAUAUUGUAUGCCGAAUUCUAAAGUUAUGAUCCAUCAACCGCUCGGGUCUGUUGGCGGAGUAGGUACAAAAGUGUGCAUCCGUGUGAGAGAAUUGAUAUACCGCAAGAUUAAGAUAAACAAGAUACUAUCAAGAAUUACGGGAAGACCUGAAGAGCAGAUUGAAUUGGACAUGGAUCGUGACAGUUUUAUGAAUCCUUGGGAAGCGAAGGAAUACGGUUUGAUUAAUGAGGUUAUUGAUGACGGAAAACCAGGAUUAGUUGCUCCAAUUGUAGAUGCAACACCACCUCCAAAAACUCAGAUUAAAGAUAUAUGGGAAAUUAAAGGAAACACAAAAGGUAAUCUGCAACUUUCAAGAAGAGGAUAA